Molecule: messenger RNA, 276 nt
Organism: Purpureocillium lilacinum
Lineage: Eukaryota; Fungi; Ascomycota; Sordariomycetes; Hypocreales; Ophiocordycipitaceae
Source: RefSeq, a predicted model, not a curated record
AUGUUUAGCGUGACGUUCAUUUCGUACGCGGGAGUGCGACUUCCUCAUGGGCGCAGUUGUAGUGUGGAGCCGAGCACGGCGGACGCAGAUCAAUCGUCUCGAGAUGUAGUACAACUACAGCAAGCGAUGGAUCUCGUCUGUAUCUUCAUGUAUCAGGCGUCAUUUUCCGAAAGUAUUUCCCUCGGAGAAUCUUCUGCCUCAUGGAAUGAUGUGCUUUACCGGACGUGGCCUUCUGGGUCUCAUGGCUCCAUUCACGCGUUAACAUGUGCACUCUAA